Terrapene triunguis (Three-toed box turtle) is the source of this 3443-nucleotide messenger RNA. Its product is annotated as keratin, type II cytoskeletal cochleal-like. Gene Ontology annotation, cellular component: keratin filament. Gene Ontology annotation, molecular function: structural constituent of skin epidermis. Lineage: Eukaryota; Metazoa; Chordata; Testudines; Emydidae. The transcript is spliced from 9 exons. The record is from RefSeq and is a predicted model, not a curated record. Bases 86 to 1600 code for a protein of 504 amino acids. Gene Ontology annotation, biological process: intermediate filament organization; keratinization.
GGGACGCAUUUGCUCUCGCCUGAUCUCCACUGUAGCCUGCCUGAGCUUUCUUGGGAGGGGAAGGACAGAACCCAGCCCAGUAGCCAUGUCGAGGUCUGUAAGUUUCAGCUCUCGCUCUGCUGCCCCCGCAGGGGGCUUUAGACAGGUCCGAGUCAGCAAUGUCUCCUCGACCCGCGGCUUGGGCGGGGGUGCCGGCUUGGGAAGGGCAGGUGGCUUUGGCAGCUCCAGUCUCUAUAGUUUAGGCUCUGCCAACAAGAGGAUUUCGCUGGGCGGUGGAGGCAGCUCCUACAGCGUCCACUCUGGAUAUGGGCUCGGCGCUGGGUACGGCGCAGGAGCCGGUGGUGGGUUCGCAGGUGCCGGCAUCCAAGAGGUGACCAUCAACCCGAGCCUCCUGGUGCCCCUCAACGUGCAGAUCGACCCCACCCUCCAGACGGUCCGUAAAGAGGAGAAGGAGCAGAUCAAGACCCUCAACAACAAAUUCGCCUCCUUCAUCGACAAGGUCCGCUUCCUGGAGCAGCAAAACAAAGUGCUGGAGACCAAAUGGAGCCUCCUGCAGGACCAAAAGACCACCCGCAGCAACAUUGCUCCCAUGUUCGAGGCCUACAUCAACAACCUGCGGAAGCAGCUAGACGGGUGGCUGAAUGACAAGGGGCGCCUGGAGGGCGAGCUGAAGAACAUGCAGGAUCUUGUGGAGGAUUUCAGGAACAAGUACGAAGAUGAAAUCAACAAGCGCACGGCAGCAGAGAAUGAGUUUGUCAUUCUGAAAAAGGAUGUCGAUGCUUCCUACAUGAACAAGGUGGAACUGGAGGCCAAGGUAGAUGCCUUGACCGAUGAGAUCAACUUCCUGAGGGGUCUCUACGAAGCAGAACUUCGGGAGCUGCAGGCCCAGGUCUCUGACACCUCUGUGGUCCUCACCAUGGACAACAACCGAAACCUGGACAUGGACAGCAUCAUCGCUGAGGUCAAAGCGCAGUACGAGGACAUGGCCAAGAAGAGCCGAAUGGAAGCUGAGUCCUGGUACCAAACCAAGUUCGAGACGCUGCAGGCCACGGCGGGGAAACACGGGGAUGAACUGCGCAACACCAAGACGGAGAUCACGGAGAUUAACCGCAUGAUCCAUAGACUGCAGGCGGAAAUUGACAACGUGAAAAGCCAGCGCGCCAAGCUGGAGGCAGCCAUUGCUGAGGCCGAGGAACGUGGUGAGAGGGCCAUCAAAGACGCCAUGGCAAAACAGGAGGAGCUGGAGGCUGCCCUGAAUAAAGCCAAGCAGGACAUGGCGCGUCAGCUGCGGGAGUACCAAGAGCUGAUGAACGUCAAGCUGGCGCUGGAUAUCGAGAUCGCCACCUACAGGAAGCUGCUGGAGGGAGAAGAGAGCAGGUUGGCUGGGGACCACGCCAGGAAUGUCAGCAUCUCUGUGCUCAAUUCUAGUGCUGGAGGCGGAUACAGCGGCGCGGGUGGGUAUGGCUUUGGAGGAGGAAUCGGCCUGGGAAGCGGAAUGGGCAGCGGGGGCCUCUCCUUCUCCUCCGGAGGCAGCCCUGGUGGUAUGAAAGCGUACUCUCUGAGAACAACCUCUUCCAGCAGAAGAAGUGACAGGAACUAAGCUCCAAAAACCAAGCCCAUCACUGCCGGAAUAUGAGUAAAAAAUAAAUAAAUGGCAUAGAAAGAAAAAGGUUUUAUCGUCUCCUGACAGCCAAACUGGUUGCAAAAUGCUGCAGUGAUGAAUGAAAUGCCAGUAAGAUACAUCACAGUGCAUGACCCCACCGCAGAUAGCCCAGGGCUUGACUCUGCCCCAUUGAGCGUUGCCACCAAGAGCAGGAUCUAGGGUGAAAUUCACCCCUGUGCAGAGGACAGGCUAAUGCCUACACGUGACUUAAGUCCUGCUAUAGCCCUUGGGCUGUCUGUCUGCAUGAAGGUGAAUUUCACCCACCCAAAGGCAAAACCAUUUGAACAUCAAGUUUUUCUAAAUUUCUGCUGGGAUUUUUCAAAUGAGCGCAAGCGAAUAAGGUGCUGAACUCCCACUGAAUAGGAUUUGGGCACCUAAACCCCCUAGGCUGUUUUGAAAACCCCCGCGCUUAGUUAAGAAUCCAUAAAUGGUCCUAGUUUUGUUAAAAAAAAGAAAUGGGCUAAAAUUCCAAUCAGUCUUUCUUUCUUUCUUUCUACAGAAAAAAAUGCAGACAGAUUUAAAAUUGGCUUUUUAGAAUGCAGAAAUUCACACCCACACAGUGAAGUUUGAAGGGCAUAAAAUUGCCCAAAAUUAAAUGUCCAAAAUAUGACUUUAAAUUUUGCAAUACAUUCCCCAGCCUUGGGCCUCUCCUCACUCUUUUUUCAAUCUGGUACGCUGGAUCAAAAAUAAAUACACCUCUACCCCCAUAUAACGCUGUCCUUGGGAGCCAAAAAAUCUUAGGUGAAACUGCUUUAUAUCGAAGUUGCUUUGAUCCGCCGGAGUGCGCAGUCCCGCCCCCCCGGAGCGCUGCUUUACCGCGUUAUAUCCGAAUUCGUGUUAUAUCGGGUCGCGUUAUAUCGGGGUAGAGGUGUAGCUUCCAUUUAUUUCCAACAUUCCAAGAGAAUGCAUGCUGCCAUGGCCCAUAAGAGUUGACUCUGUUAUUUCAGUACACACUGCAUUGACAAUCUUCGUUUAAAAGCAUGCAGAGGGUGGGAAUUAAUUAGUUUCACCACAAAAUGUAAGCAAUAUGGUUACUACAGUCUCUUCUCACUUACACCGGUGCAAAUCAGGAGUAACUCCAUUAAAGCCACUGCAUAAACAUGAGGCAAGUGAGAGGAGAACCAAGCUGAAAGAGAUUGUCUAUGGUAGAAAUAUUUAGGGACUCUUGAAUCUUGUAUUGUCUUUAUAUGUGUGCAAAGUGCUGUCAAAUCAGACUGGUGGCGUUUGACACUCUGCAAUUCCUUUGCUUAAGUGAUGAUGACACUUAAUGGGAUCUUACUCUGUACACCUUUAAUAUCACAUGCAGCAGACAACGGACCAGAUACACUUCUGUUGUAAAUCAGCACAGUGGCUUCAAUGGAGUUAUACACAUUUAUACCAGCUGAAAUUCUGGACCAAGGAGGGCUUCAAAUUCCUCUCACACACGAAGUGCUGGUCUGUUGACUUCAGCAGAGGGACGCUCGAUUUUCCUGAGUCUAACUGAAUUCAUUUUCAUCCAAGCACCCACCUCUUCAGCUGGUGUCAAUGGAUGUCGCUUUCUUAACUUCAGAGGAGCUGUGCUACUGACUCCAGCUGAGAAGCUACCACUAAAAGUCUAGCUGCUGUCGUUCUCCGAUGCAGAUUUUUCCCACGCUCUUCCUCUUUUGUUCCUGACGUGGCUCUGUAGUUUGUACAGCGAAUGCCUUGUCUUCCCAGUUCUUUUGUGGUUUUGCUACAACAUGGGUGAUGUCAUUUGGCCCAGAGGGCUUCGUGGCUGUAGUGUAAGAAAGAAUGAAUAAAA